AUGGAGGGCCUCUCAAAUGCCACCAGCUUUACAUCACCUCUCGCAAAUGCCGAUCUGAAGUCGCAUCAGGCCGCGCUGACCUCGGGAGCGGGUGUAUUGGGCAGAGUGUGGGCGCAGCUCAAUAUCUGGACUGUGCUCUUGACGCUUCUCUUGGUGCUGGCUACCUACGAUCAGUGUAGCUACCAAUGGCGCAAACAUGGCAUUGUCGGCCCGGCGUGGAAAAUGCCCUUUAUUGGGCCAUUUCUCGAGUCGAUGCGCCCGGAUUUCAACAAGUACAAGGAGAAAUGGGAGAGUGCUGAGCUGAGCUGCGUCUCAGUCUUUCACAAAUUCGUCGUGAUUGCCGGAACCCCUGCCAUGACCCGGAAAGUCUUCAACUCGCCCAUGUUCCUCAAACCGACCGUCGUCGAUGUCGCUCCCAAACUGCUUCGUCCUAACAACUGGGUCUUCCUGGAUGGGAAGGCUCACGUGGAGUAUCGCAAAGGACUCAACGGAUUGUUCACCCGCCAGGCAUUGGAAAUGUAUCUGCCCGGUCAAGAGGAGGUCUACAGCAAGUACUUCAAGAGCUUUCUCGACAUGACCCGGGAGAACAACAUGAAGGCCCAGCCCUGGAUGCCUGUCUUUCGAGAACUCAUGUGCGCCGUAUCUUGCCGGACAUUCGUGGGACACUACAUGAGCGAGAAGGUGGUAAAGAAGAUCGCCCACGAUUACUAUCUGAUCACGGCGGCUCUGGAACUCGUCAACUUCCCAAUUAUUAUCCCUUACACCAAGACAUGGUAUGGAAAGAAAGCAGCCGACAUGGUGCUCGAAGAAUUCGCCAAAUGCGCGGCGAAGUCCAAGGUCCGCAUGGCCGCUGGCGGCAGUAUCACCUGCAUCAUGGAUGCCUGGGUCAAGCAAAUCCAAGAUUCGGCCACGUAUAGAGAACGCAUCGCGAGGGGCGAGAAGGUUGAUGACUCGGAGAAACCGGCUCAAUUACUGCGCGACUUUACUGAUUUCGAGAUCUCCAUGACUCUCUUCACGUUCCUAUUCGCUUCACAGGACGCCACGUCCAGCGCGUGCACUUGGCUCUUCCAAAUUAUGGCCGACCGACCGGAGAUCUUGGACAAAGUGCGGGAAGAGAACCUUAGACUUCGAGGUGGUGACCGGAACAAGCCAUUCGACAUGGACAUGCUGGAGUCAAUGGUCUGGACAAGGGCCGUAGUCAAGGAAACAUUGCGAUACCGCCCUCCAGUCAUUCUUGUGCCAUACGUGGCGAAGAAGGAUUUCCCGGUCACCGAAAACUACACAUUGAAGAAGGGUUCGAUGAUCAUCCCCAGUAUCUGGCCCGCAACCCACGAUCCCGAAGCGUAUCCCAACCCUGACAGCUUUGAACCCGAGCGAUGGAUCACUGGCGAUGCAGACAAGCAGGUCAAGAACUGGCUGGUGUUUGGAACCGGCCCUCACUACUGUCUGGGUCAAACAUAUGCUCAGUUGAAUUUGAUGGCCAUGAUUGGCAAGGCGAGCAUUCUGAUGGAUUGGGUGCAUGAACCCACGCCUAUCAGCGAGGAAAUUGAGGUUUUUGCGACCAUUUUCCCUCAGGACCAUUGCAAGCUCACCUUUACGGAACGCCCGUGA
Molecule: messenger RNA, 1611 nt
Organism: Cladophialophora yegresii CBS 114405
Lineage: Eukaryota; Fungi; Ascomycota; Eurotiomycetes; Chaetothyriales; Herpotrichiellaceae
Product: C-22 sterol desaturase
Exons: 4
Coding region: 1-1611 (536 amino acids)
Biological process (GO): sterol metabolic process
Molecular function (GO): oxidoreductase activity, acting on paired donors, with incorporation or reduction of molecular oxygen; heme binding; iron ion binding
Source: RefSeq, a predicted model, not a curated record